ACGCCUUCAAAUCGACAAAGUAUUGAGCAAGGACGUAUUGACUUCUUUUUUUACAAUUCCACCCAAUGGAAAGUUAUACUCUAUUACACUUUCAAAAAAACGGGCGUAAUUAUUUAAUUAUUAAAUUUUUUUGUUGGGGGGAGGGUUGCAUUUGAAUCAAAUAUCUGACCGGAAGGUCUGUUCCGCCGAACUGAUAUACUGAAUAUUUCUUUCAAGGCCCGUCUGCAACCGGCCUGCUGGGUGUGGUCUAUAUGACUCCAUGUGUCAACCGUUAUUCACAACUUCAUUUUCGUUUCCGAUGCAUUCGUAGCCUUUGGUUAAUUUGAACUCCUCGCUUCCCUUGUUGGGUGAAACAUUUCAACUAAACAUUUCAAUGGAUAAAUUUCUUGUUUGUUUUUCUUCGUGUCGGUCGUAUUGUAAAUUUCAUUGAAUAGCCGUAUAUCUUGUUCACAACAAACGGGAAUUUUCCAUGUCCAUUUUUUACUGACAAAUCCCACAUCAAAUAUAUUAAGCUUUGAAUCCAUUCAAUCAUUUUAUAAUAGACAAUCAAUGUAGAGAAUACGGCACCAAAAAUGUCCAUCCCUUACACUUAAACUAAAAUGCAUUUUACACUUAUUUUAUGUUUUUAGCCAAAAAAAAAAAAAGUCCCAAAUUUAUUACUUUGCCCCCCUCCCUUUCCAAAAUCCUGGAACCGCCCCUGGAAGAGCCAUUCAUUUGGGAUGUAUAGUUAUGUUGCCUCAGUUGUAAUACUUACCCUUAGGCAACUUUGUAAUUUCUGAAAUAUACCUGUCCAGCUCAAAUUUUAAGGAUGUAUGUCUUAAAAGUCUAUGGUAUAGUAACUUAACUUUCGUCCCCUUGGAAAGUUUAUACAGUCGUACCAGCUGAUAUCGUUAAAUACAGAAAUGCGCUUUGGAAGCAUGAGGUUAUUUUGCAUUUUAGAUAUUUUAUCUGUAUCAACUUUGAAUUUUUUUAAUAAUACAAGAGUAUCUCGAUUUUUUUUUUUUUUUAGUUAUGUCAAAAUACAUAGACAGUUUUCAUUUUAUACCAUGCUAAUGAAGGAUUUCUGUUAUUAUGUUUUUUAAUACUGAUAUAUAAUGUGUCAUUUUUUAGUUUAAUAGUCCCCUAAACCAGGGGCGACUGACAUGAUACCGACUCUUCGUAAUUUAACAUAUUUAGGGGAAGCAAGACAUUUCAUAAGUAAGGCGAGUUGGCAGACCUUUAUUCAGUAGGAUUUUAACCCUUUUAAAAAAUAAGGCGAGUUGUCAGCAGUUGUCAGACAAUGGUAUUUAACCCUUUUUCAUAAGUGGGGCGAUUUUUUAGAAAGUGGCGAUGAAGUGUUGGUCGAUUUGCCAGUGUGGCGAGUUGACAUGGUUUCAUAUACAUCGUGUUCGGGGGUAUUAUAUAGUUAUAUAUAAAGUAUAUUAAAAUGGUUGUGUGUCGUUCUUACUAGAUUUCUUACACUAACACGUCGCUUCCCAAUGGGAUUACUAUUAUAUAUAAUUUCUAUGACGUCAGAUCUGUUUACAUUUAAAGGUAAUUUCUUAUUGAGGUCAAUACACUCAUUCAAACAUAUUUCCAGCUAAAUAUAACUUUUGCUUCCGAUUUAUUCUGAAAUACUAGUGAAGAGCUGUCUUCUUCCGACAAUUGUUCUUGUUAAGGUGUGAGAUAUUUUAUAAGCAUGACAAGAUGUUACGACAUUUUGAUUUAUCUUCAACAAGAGCAGUGAUUGACUCGAACGUUCAGAGUAAAAUAGAAAGUGCAGUGAACUCUCAAAAGGUUGAGGAGCUUCUUCAGUUGUGUUCAAAUCCUGCACACAAAGAUGCAGUUUUGAAAUAUGAGGACUACAGAGGAAGGAAAUUAAUUCAUUAUGCGGCUACUUUUGGUUCCCUUGGAUUAUUGAAAUCGUUAGUUGACUUGGGUGCAGAUCUAAAAUCUACAACAAAAGACUUUGAUAAUGUUCAAUUUAUAUUACAUAUAGCCUGUGAAAACGGUAAGUUGGACAUUGUAGAUUACAUACUCCAGACCGAGCGAGACAUCUCUUUCAGAAACACUUUACCUAAAGAUUACUCUGGAAAAAAUUGUAAGAGUGCAUUCUAUUAUGCAGCAAAAUCAGGAUGCGAAGAAAUAGUGCGACGUUUAAAAACUGCUGGAUUGGACAUAAAUGAACUUUUCCCUAAUAAGAAAACAGCACUAUAUACCCUGAUAGUAGAAAAUGAAUAUACAGGAGCUGAUAUUUUGUGUCGAUGCGGAGCCAACCCAAGCAUCGGGAUUAUGGGCAGAGGAUUGCAAUCUAUUCAUUAUCUGGCCGAACGAAAAGAGGGCAAUACAUUUCUGCCAUUACUUCUGAAAUACGGAGCAAACGUUAACGAACCAUUGGAUAUAAAACCGUACGGUCAACAGCCUCUUUUCAUUGCAUUGAAACAAGGUAUGGAAGGAAAUGCAAAAAUACUUUUAGAGGCUGGAGCGAAUGUGUCAUUUCGUGGAAAACCAUCUGACAAAGCAAUUGGAUGGAUAGGCUGCUUUUGUUUUGCAGCUAUGAAAUGUCCAUCCCUUAUUCCAGAUUUUUUGAAGUACAGAGCAGACCCAAAUGAAGUACACGAACAAAGCGGUAAAUCUGUACUGCUUAUUGCUAUGGACAAUAAGGCCAGUAAGGAUGACAUAAUAGCUUUGAUCAAGGCUGGAGCUAGUAAAGGGAGACUCGGUAAAACGGCCAUACAAUGCUGUAAAUCAUACGGUCAGCUGUACUUAUUCCGCAAAGCAGGUAUUUCUGUAAAUACAAUCGAAGUACAACACAAGGUGUCAACACUAGGAUUGCUGCUAAAUAAUACUGCAAACACCACUUCUUUACAAAUAUCACAGAUCGUUACAGAAUUAUUAUCAGAAGGAGCCAAUCCGAACAUGGUACCACAGGGAGAAGAUUCACCUCUGAUUAUAUCUGUAAGGAAACAAAUGUUAGAUGUUGUAGAUAUGCUGAUAAAGCACAAAGCCAACGUGAACCACAUUGGGAAAAACGGAUACACUGCUAUCCAUGUUUGUUGUAAAAAUGUGCUUGAUGCCAGCACCAUGGAAAUUAGUGACAUACUGAUUGAGGCUGGAUCUGAUAUGAAUAAGCCUAAUGACGAAAAUGUCUAUCCGUUAGAGUCCUUACUGAAGUAUGACCCUGUUGAUAAUAGUUACUAUUCAGGCCGCAGUUUUCUAUCUGAUGUUUCAAGUGCUACUAUUGAAAGUUUUUUGUCGAAAAUGUUGGAAAAUGGCGUAGACCCAAACUGUAACAGAAACAGCAAGUCAUCUCCUCUUGUAAUUGCCUUAGAAAGAGGAUUGGGAAACGCUGUUACUCUUUUAAUUGAUAAAGGAGCGAAUGUCUUGUAUACAGAUGGAAAAGGUGAAACGCCUUUCAGCUGCUGCCUAAAAUUGACAUCUACAUAUAGAGAUGACAUUAUGAAAGCAUUGAUAGAUAAAGAAAUUCCUUUAAAUGGUGUAUGCAGUGACGGAGGAUAUCCAAUGACUCUUGUCCUAGAAAGGAAGUUUGACAACAGUGUUGUAGAAAUGAUGCUUAAAAAAGGGGCCAAUCCAAAUCGGGUUACACCUGGAAAAUCUUCUGCAUUGAUGCUAGCUAUAGCAGACGACCGUUUCAAGGUGUCAUGUGAUCUUAUGAAAGCCGGUGCUGACGUAAACUUUACAAAUGAUAUCGGAGAAACUGUAUUUGGCCUUUUUGCAUUGAAGGUAAAGGAAAUUCUAGGAAAACAGCAUCUUGAUAAAUCUCGAAGAUCUGAAAUUACAAAUAACGAGUGGAAAACUACUGUCUUUAAAAGCUUCAUAGAGUUUGGUGUUGAGAUAGAUAAACCAACGAAAUCUAACAUUCAUCCGCUGUUGGUAGCAGUAUGGCUUUGUAAUGAGGAAAUAGUAAACACGAUAUUAGAGAGAGGUACAACUGUUGAUGAUGAUCGGUUUGUUGCAAUCUUAAUAGAAGCUAUAAGAUGUGAUCAGACUGAGAUAGUUAAACUGAUGCUCAAAUCAAGGCCUUGUGUGAACCACAAAAUAGCACUCAAAAGAAAAAAAGCACCUGUUGAUGGAUGUUCCAGUGAAAAAAACAAGAAGAUUUCUUCAUCGUCAUCUGUUGUAUCGGAAAGCCCUUCUAGUUCCAUAAAGGAUACGGUUCUAACACUAGUUUUAAGAGACAUGCCAGAAUUGUCAAUCGAUCAGAAAGAGCAAUUUGUUAAUCUUCUUCUUGAAUAUAAAGCCGAUCCAAAUAUGGUUGAAGAUGGUAGACAUUCGCCUCUGUUGCUAGCAGUAAUCAUUGGAGCGCCAAGAAUUGUAAAGGCAUUAUUGGAUUCAAAAGCCGAUGUAAAUCAUAAAGGGAUGCACAAUUACACACCACUGCAUAUACAUUUGUUAGUUUUGAAAAAUAAAGAUAAGAAAAACACACUCAUAGCAAACAAAUCCAACGACCAAUAUUUAAUCCUGGACAUAUUGAUGCAGGCAGGAGCAGCAUUGGAGACGAAAACGGUACACGGAGAUAUGCCAAUACACAUAGCACUUAGAUACAGACUCAGAAACAACGAGAAAUAUCUUGAUAAUAUUCGUACUCUAUUAAAGUACAGCACAGAUUUAAACUUCCAAGAUGGACAGAAAACUUAUCCACUAAAUGUUGCUGCCAAAUGCUGUACUUGUGAUAUUAUAAUUAAUAUGAUGUCUCUCGGGGCUGAUAUCGCGUCAACAGACAGUGAUGGCAAUUCUGCUCUACACUGUCACAUAGAUGCUAAAUCAUUUGAUAAAGACGUAGUGUCAGCAUUGUUGAAAUCUGGCGCUGAAAUGAAUGCAAUCAAUAAUAUUGGAGAAACGGUGUUGAUGCGUCACAUAAGGAAUGAUAAUCAAACCUCAACUCCAGACACGGUCCAGUUUUUGCUAGAUAAUGGAGCUGAUCCAAAUAUGUGUGACAUAGAAGGCAAUUCUACGUUAAUGGAGGCAAUUAAUCACGACUUUUAUUCAGCUGUUAAAAUUUUGGUACAGCACAAAGCAAACAUUAACCACGUCGGAAAAGACGAAAACACAGCUUUACAUUUAUGUUUAUUGAAAGGACCUUUGAAGUAUGACAGUGCAAAAGAUAUGAAAUUGAACCCAAUAUGUCUCGAAAUGAUUGAAGAUGUGACAAAUACAGAAUCAGCUACUGAACACUUCAAACGAAAAAGAAGCUAUUUAAUGGAUAAUUCAAACAAAGUUGGCAACAUUUCGGACAUUUCAGGAGUUAAAAAGCGUAGAAUUGUACAUUGUUUAGGACGGAAUGAGCCACCAAAGAAAGCCCCAAAUCAAUCAUCUGAAACAAAUGAAAAAGAAACAAAUGAUAACGUAAAUCAAAACAAAGAAACUGAUGAAGAGAAUUCGGAACUUAUGAAGACCAUAGACUUUUUACUCUCGAAUAAAGCCAACGUAAACCACAACAAAGAAGGUUGUGACUCUCCCUUAAUAUUAGCAGUAAGAACGGAGAAUGUUGAAGUCGUAAAAAGAAUUCUAAAAGCAAAUCCAAAUAUGUUCUACCGCGGAAAAGACCACUUGAACGCCAUUGAGAUUUGCUUGACAGUUGCUGAUGAUUUGCAUGUCACAACGAUGGGACCUGCUUUUUCGAAAGAUGGAGUCUUGGGCAUGUUAGCAAACAGGAGACUGGAAUGCCUGAACGAGUUAGUUAAACAUGCAGAUUUUGGGAAAAGAAAGGAACAUAUAUUUUACGAGUUAUUUAAAUUUUUACGUCGCUUUUUUAAGUUUGAUGAAACAUUAAUUACUAAUAUUUGUUCACGAAUACUUGACUCUGAACAUACGAUCAAUGUUAACUUUGCGAAAAAUGAAGAGGAUUCGCCUCUCAUUUUUUUUUGCAAAAGAAGAAAUGUAGCUGUGGUUGAAAAGCUGCUUGGUUGCAAUGCUGAUGUGAAUCAUGCUGGAAUAGGAGGAGCGACUGUUUUGCACCAUGUUAUUGAAAUACAAGAUAAGGCCACAGCUAUGUCCAUGCUAAACUGCCUUCUGAUUGUCAAUCCUUUGCUGGACAGGAAGGAUGUUAAAGGUCAAACAGCUUUGGAAAAGGCCAUUUAUGUUUUUGACAACAAUACAAACAGUUAUAUAAAUGAGAAUGAUGCAAGAAACAACGUUUUAUUGACUUUGAUAAAAAGACUUUUAGAUGCCGGUGCAGUUACUGAUCAUGAAAAAUUAGGAAAUGUUUUAAUGAAAUGUGCACAAAAAGGAGAUUUCAAAACAAUGGAGAUUCUUAUUUGCCAUGGAGCUGGCUUGGAUUAUAGAAAUGUUUUUGGGCAGACGGUCCUACAUGUAUGUUGGUCAGAAUCGUUGAAUGGUGCACUGGAUUUUCUCAAAUGCUAUGUCCAGAAGGGAGGCGUUCUUCACAAUAAGGAUAGAAAUGGUAAUUUACCGCUUACAUCCUUAUUGAUAGCGAAAUGUAACAACGAAAGCGCAGACACUGUUGAAAUAGCCGAAAUUUUCCAGUUCAUGAUAAAAAGCUCUAUCAAAUCUAUCGACGACGGAGAUAAUCCUUUUCUUUUACAUACUGCUGUCAGACAUGGUUUAAUCAGAACAGCAAGUGCUAUACUUGAUGCCACGGAAAGUGCAACUGUCGAAAACAAAGCACAUGAAACACCACUUUAUUUAGCAACGACUAGAUGCAACUGCAAAGAAUUAAUCGAUCUUUUGUUGAGGAAUGGAGCUGACCCUAACCAACACACAAGCUUUAAAAUACCCAUUGUUUCAGCUGUUAAACAAUGCGAUGUAUCAGCAGUUUCUACACUCAUAAAGGCAGGGGCAUCCAUCAAUGUAAAAGAUCAAUAUGGUAGAUCACUUCUACAUGUAUUGUAUUCAGAUAUAUCAACAAAAGGCUUAUAUCUUAUGACAAAGUUGCUGCUUGAAAAUGGUAUAAAUGUAAACGCAACAGAUAAGGUCGGAAGAUCUGCUUUAUUUACGUUAUUCCAAUAUGGAUCAGAAGAAAGUAUCUUUCCUUCAUCAUCAAAUAAAAAUCAAAAAAAUGUUUUGCAUUCUAAAGAAACAAGGGAAGAUAUGAUUCCUGUGUUAGUUGGUAAUGGCUUGAAUGUUAAUUUAGUUGAUAAGUCUGACAUUUCCGCACUAGAUGGAGUAUGCAGUUCAGGAAUGAAUCUAAAAGCUGGAAUCGCGCUUCUUAAUGCAGGAGCAAACCCAAGAAACAAUUGCAUAGAACAAGCAAUUGCAAAUUUUCCUGUGAAAAACCCAGUGUGGGUAGAAUUCAUUGAUUUGCUUCUCCAAAAAGGUUGUGAUCCUAAUAAAAUCAAUGGUGAUACAUCGAAUCUGAUAUAUGUGGUAUUAACAGGAUUGAGAUGCUUGGUAGAAUCGCUCCUUAAACACGGAUCAGACGUUAACUUUUGUGACUCAAGAAACAAGACAGCUUUACAUUUUGCCUGUGAAUUAGAUUGGUCAAACUGCCGGGAUGAUAUUGUUCAACUUCUAAUUAAGAACGGGGCUAAUUUGAAUAUUCAGACUACAUCUGGAAAAAGGCCAGUAGAUAUUUUAGUGACCAAAAUGGUGAAGGAAGUCGGAUAUCAUACAGUGUCAGGUGUAACAAAGCGUGUCAUUCAAACAGAAAUUGAUUUGUCAUCAUUGAAUCGUCUUGUCUGUGGAGGAGCACAAUUAUGUUCUAUUAAAACAACUGACAGUCUAGAUAUAGAAAGAAGAAACAGAGUCUCGGUUCAGGACACAAAAUUAACAGAGUCUUCAGGCUUGCAGAAUUUAAUAAAAAAUGGAUUUUUCAAGGCUGCAGAGUGUCUUAUCAGAUGUGGAUGGGAACUUGAAAAGGAGAAAUGGUUUGAAAAUUUUGAUUUUAAAUCAUUGAAUUUAUCAAAUAUAGACAAAGCAGGUAAAAGUUACAAGAUAAUAGGAAAGGAGAAUGCUAAAUCCGAAUUGCAGACCUUAAUCAAGAGUUCGCAGUCGGUUCUUAAGUCUUUAGCACAUCGUUGUAGAGAUGUUAUUAGAAGGCAGCUUGUGAAGGCGUCAGCUGGAUCGGACAUGGAAUCAAAAAUAGAAGUACUCCCAGUACCUACAACGAUCAAAUCCUACCUGAAGUUUGUUGAUUACUGUCACAAUACAGAAGUAUUUCAGCUGAAAAAUAUUACAAGGUUUAAGUAUCUGUUUUUUUUAAUAAGGUUGCAAUAAAUAUCCACAAAACCGUUAUUCUACAAAAUUGAACCUACAUAAAAUAAAUUUAUAUCAGUUCUUCAAUUUCAAAACGCUGUUGUGGAUGUCGUCCAGUUCGAAAUUAUUUGAAGGCUACUUUGUGGUUCUAGUCUAAAGUUCGUCAAAUAUAAACGAGAAUUAAUCAAAUUGCGCUAGGAUGUUUGAAAACCUUUUGUUUAUCCUUAUAAUUAUUGGUCUAGCUACAGAAAUGGUCUUUAUGUUGUAUGAAGUCCUUGAUGUUAAGUAUAUAAACUCAUUAAAGAAAGAUGAAAAUUGUGUGUACCUUACGCAUGUGUUGUCCGUAACAGAUUUAUCAUGACGUGUUAAUCACAAACGUAAGGUUAAGGUUUCACUAAUGUGACCUAUAUCCCGGAUUUGUAAUAACAUAAGCAACACAACGGUUGCAACAUGUUUAGGAUCUGCUUACCAUUCCGGAUCACCUGGGAUCACCCACAGUUUUUGGUGGGGUUCGUGAUGCUUAGUCUUCAUGUAUUGUGUACUAUUAGAUUGUCAGUUUAUUUUCAAUCCCUGAGUUUGACUCUCUCUGUGUUAAUAUCUUUCGCCCCUCUUUUAAAAAAGAAAAAUAAAGCAUUUGAUUGUAUAGCUUUGAGGAACAUAAAUUUCAGAAAAGUUUCUCAAAAUGCAGAUAAAAAGUAUAUUGAUUAUAGGUUUAAAAUUCGGUAAGAUUACAGUGAAUUUAAAAUUUUAUUACAGUGAAUUUAAAGCUACGACCAUUUAAAUUAUAAUUCAUGUUCACAACGGAGUGUUUACUACUAGAAAGCCUUGAUCAGCAGUGCCAUUGACCCAGUGGUUGUAAUUUAAUUCCUCAAUAUAACAUAUAUUAGUCAUAAUAUGAUAGUUAAAUGUGUUGAAAGAAUAUGUGUUUUGCUUUAAAAAAAAAGAUCUAGGGAGGUUACAAAUAUUGUAAAAGUGUGCAGGAAAAUAAAGGAUAUUCAAUGACUAUUAAAUACUAAAUAAUAUUGCCAAUGUGCACAAGCAUUCGAUUAAAUCAAUCUUUAUUUUAUUUUUAGAAAUAGAUAGGAUUAUGGAAUUAUUUACUAUUAACUAUUUGCAGUCAAAAUUCCAUAAUCCGUUUUAUGUUCCAACCUGCUCUUUCGACAUGAACUUAGAUGAUGGAGGAAUAUCUAAUGAGCCAGAUUAUUAUGCUGAAUCAGAUGACAACUAUGUUUACAGAUGAUUAUGAUGGCAAUCAUUCCGAUGAUGAAUAUUCUUUUUAAAACUGAGAUAACAGAAAAAGUUAUGAAACCAUUUUUAUGUGAUUUUGGGAGUUUUUGAAUGGAAAUAAAUGAAUCUAGAUAAAUAAAUAAUGUGCAUUAGACAA
Molecule: messenger RNA, 9538 nt
Organism: Mytilus trossulus (common blue mussel)
Lineage: Eukaryota; Metazoa; Mollusca; Bivalvia; Mytilida; Mytilidae
Exons: 20
Coding region: 1687-8175 (2162 amino acids)
Biological process (GO): positive regulation of transcription by RNA polymerase II; intracellular signal transduction
Cellular component (GO): nucleus
Molecular function (GO): transcription cis-regulatory region binding; protein binding
Source: RefSeq, a predicted model, not a curated record